AUGGGCAUAGGUCGGAAAGCACAGCCUUUUGAACGUUUGACCCGUCGUUACAGACAAUUCCUAACGCGACUGAGUUCGCACCAAGAUUCCGAACUAAUUCACCAACAGGUCAACGAGAAUCCACAGCGAACUGUACUUGGCGUGAGAUCCUCCUCGACAUCAUCAUAUUCCGCGCCGAUGAACAUAUUUCACCAGAGGAAUCCUCCUCAAAAUCCUAAUGGCUUGGCACCGCCAUCUAUUCCGACAUCAAAUCAGCGAUCAGGAGCUGAUGUGAAUUCGGAAAAAUUAGUAAUAUUUUGUGACCCAGACGGCGAGAUUGGCAAUGCCGCUCUAGCAUCUGAAAGAAUUGAGGCUUGGGGAGAUUUUGGGACGGAGUUGGGCAACAAAAAGGAGAAUGUAAAAGAAGCGGAGCCAUGGAAGGGGGUCACCUUGAUUCAAAACAGGAAAUUUCGCGCACCGAUGACCGAGAAAAUAGAAGUCUAUCAUGAUCAACCUGCGGAACAGAAAGUUCCUUCUUCGGUUGUUACGACCUCAACAUCUACAAAACCUUUUCCGAUAACCGAAAGAACGGAUGUUUCCUCGACUGCCACGAUUUUUCCAUCUAAUUCGAACGAAAAAACCUGCCCGCAAUCGGAAAACACGGUGCCUUCAAAAAGUGCAACAAAAGAAACACCCUCACCA
Acaulospora colombiana is the source of this 681-nucleotide messenger RNA. Lineage: Eukaryota; Fungi; Glomeromycota; Glomeromycetes; Diversisporales; Acaulosporaceae. The record is from the annotation of a GenBank genome assembly.